AUGCUCAAAAGCUCCACCGCGGGAUACUUUAUCCCCAUUGCCAUCGAAAUGGACUUGACGGUGACCUCCACGCUCUUCCCCGUUGGCCCGCUGUCCACCACCGUCUGGUACUGGUACCCCUUCACGAUCGGGAACGUGCCUCCUUCUCUGUUUGGUCCGCAACGAGAUGGUGUCGAGAAAAAUCAGGUCGUGUCCGUUUCUGGUGAUAACCUGAUUGGGUUUGCCGAAGCUCGUUUCAAAUCGGUGCAAAGCAGCAAAUUUGACUCCUUCGGCCCAGCCGAUGUCGUGGUUGCCAGGAACAAGGGUGUAGCUCUCUGUUCCAUUCAGAUGGAAGAUGUUGUUGAACCGGUCGAGCUGAUGUUUGUAGUACUCGUCCGAGCUGGACCGGCCGUUGUCGGUCAUGUCUCCGAGAAAGAUCACCGAAUCAGGCCAUUCGAUGGGAAAUAUUUUAUGCUGCUAGUGUUAAUCUGUGUCAUCACUCUAUUCUUGGCGGUUCCGCAAUUGGUUUCCAAUCUCCGCGACAUUGGAUCUGUCGCGCUCGAGAACCAGUCGUCCAUUAGCGCGACCAAGAAACAGGGCGAGUCCGCGAUCUACCGGUCUGUUGACGUUCCCCAUGGACUCCCCCUAACGUCUGGCUUACGGCUGCAGGCUGGGUACAAGUUGCGCGACGGGAUCUUGCGCGACAUCUGGUACUAUGCGUUGAAGAAGAACACGGUGGUGAGGCUGGGCGAGGUGACGCGCUCGAUCCGGCAGAUCAACAGCAUGAUCCACCUGGUGGCUAGGAGACUCGACCGGCUCGGAGUUAGUGGCCGUGUGGGUCUUGAUUGCGAGUCGGACGAUGCGAAUGGUCUGCUGGUGCUUUUUGCGUGCUUUUUCGUGAGCGAUAGAACCGUGGUAGUCGGACAUGGGGCCCCAGACCUCGCCAUUCUGUUCACCAGGAACCCUGCAAAGAACCAGGACAAGUCGCUCAAGGUGGUGGAUCUGGCAGAUCCCGACUUCUUUGACCACAAUGUCGCCGAGUCCUCGAGUUUCGACUACGACCCGCUCAAAGAUCACACGCGGUUCAACAACCAACCGUAUAGCGAAUUUUCAAACGGCGUGGAGUACCGGUAUUUCCAGCGGAGCUUCGUUUCGUCUGUCGCGUCGCAAUUGAUGUCCUUGUCGACACAGUUCUCCUGGACACCGAAAGACCGGCUCUGGAUUGUGGCCGGAAACAGAAACAACGCUCUUGUCAAACUUCUGUGUGGAAUAAUGACGGGAGUGGAAUCUGUUACACUCAGCAGAUCUCUCACGAUCGAGUCGCUGGUGGAAUCCAAAACAACAAUUCUUUCGGCACCAGAUAACUCGUUCAAGUCGUUGAUUGACUACAAGCCUUCCUUCGUCAAGUCUCUGAUCCUCGGAAGAGCAGAGUUCCUUAAUGCUCAAGGAAUCUUUAAUUCGUGGGGAAAGGCAUGGCCCUUGAGCUUGCGUUUGGUUUAUAUCCAAGACUUUAAUCACACAUCGAUCCAGCUCAACAAACUGAAAAGUAUCCUUGGCUCCAGAAUCAUCAAGGAAACAGAUAUCCCUGGAUCUCUGGGCCCUAUACUGAAGUCCAACUUGUUCGAAUACAGACUGACCAACCUGAACCAACUCGGUGUGGCCUCAAACUCGGUGGAACUCAAGUCCAAAAACGGACAACUUUACGCGCGCGGAUUCAUCCUUAGCAAAUGGCUGUUUUUACAAACGCUAAUUAUAAACCCUUUUGAUGGUGUCGGUCCACUCCUUCUCGACAAAUAUCUCGUCGUUGUCGUAAGCAACGAUCUUGUUGUGCAGAUAGAAAUUGUCCUUAUCGGAGGUCAUAGUGGCCCUAGUAUCCAUUCUGACGUUCCAAUUGUCCUCCUUUCUGCCCAUCCAAUAGUCAUUCCCGAAAGCUCGUUGAACUCUGGAAGAGUGACUUCCCCGUCGUCUGCAAUAUCUUUUAUGAUCCACUCGUACGUGGUGCAAUCGUACGUGAUGGUCUUGGUUCUGGAGUCUGGUUUGUCGACUUGGGUCUUGAUCUUGCGGACAAUGGAAGGAGUGCCAAAGUCUGGUGAUUGGACGACUGCCGCUUCGUCAACCUGUGGAAGCCACAAUUUUCCACCUGUGAGAGUCAACGUUGGAGUUUCUGGACUUGGCCAAGCCUGUGGCCAGUCCACGGAGGACAGCGCAAGUCUCAGCUUGUGGCCUUUUUCGAUCUUGACUCCGACAACGUCCAAGUUGAGCUCGAUGGUGUACUUUUCGCCGACUUGCAAGUACUCAGGGUGUUCGUGCGACUUGUGGUGGGUCAAGUUCAAUUGUCCCCACGAAAGCAGAACGUUCUCUUUUCCAGGAUACAGAUCAACAAGUCUGGCGCUCAAGUUGGCCAAUUUCUUGUCGGAAGACAGGGUGACGGUCAAUUUAGGCUCGCCCAGAAGCUCCAGUGACUCUGUAAGCUCCUCGGUGUCGAAACACAGACAUCUAGCGUCUUCGGACUUUUGGUCUGACGGGAAGUCCCCAGGGUACCCAAAUGGACACCAUGUUCCUCUGAAUAGACCGUGA
Molecule: messenger RNA, 2556 nt
Organism: Ogataea philodendri
Lineage: Eukaryota; Fungi; Ascomycota; Pichiomycetes; Pichiales; Pichiaceae
Exons: 6
Coding region: 1-2556 (851 amino acids)
Source: RefSeq, a predicted model, not a curated record